Pleuronectes platessa (European plaice) is the source of this 4307-nucleotide messenger RNA. RefSeq names its product G protein-coupled receptor kinase 5 like (gene grk5l). Gene Ontology annotation, cellular component: cytoplasm. Gene Ontology annotation, molecular function: G protein-coupled receptor kinase activity; ATP binding. Gene Ontology annotation, biological process: signal transduction; regulation of signal transduction; protein phosphorylation. The transcript is spliced from 16 exons. The record is from RefSeq and is a predicted model, not a curated record. Bases 458 to 2212 code for a protein of 584 amino acids. NCBI's taxonomy places the organism in Eukaryota, Metazoa, Chordata, Actinopteri, Pleuronectiformes, Pleuronectidae.
GAGGGUGUGCGCGCUGCCGCUGAUGUCCUCUCUCUGGUGCACUCAGCCAACCCCUGCUGUUGUGAUGUGAAGCUGGCUGUAUCCUGCUGUAAAGAAUCCGCCGAGAGGAGCCCCGGUUCUCCUUCGCGUAAUCGGUGCCUCCAGAAACUUCAUGAUUCCCCGCAUCGGAGAGGUCCCGCACCCGAGUUACGCAUGGAACGAUUGCGGGGGGAUUGGAGUAGACAUGCAGCGCCGCACUUUCAGCCCACAACAAGAAGAACCAUGCCCAGUUUACAUUGCAAGCAAAUCUAUGACAUCCUGUUUUAUCUGUUACGACUUUGAUACGUGCGAGGUUUGCUCGGGUACCGACGAGGAGUGAAGAGAACACGCACGGCACACAAACUGAAGGACGCUGCUGUUUUUUUUGUUUUUUUUUUCGCACCAGAGAACCGAAAUCCCCUGCAUUUACAUUUUUUUGAUGGAGCUGGAGAAUAUAGUAGCCAACACUGUACUGCUUAAAGCCAGAGAGGGUGGCGGAGGAAAGCGCAAAGGGAGGAGCAAAAAAUGGAAGGAGAUCCUUCGCUUCCCCCACAUAAGCCAGUGCACUGAGCUGGGGAACAGCAUCGAGAGGGACUAUGUCAGCUUCUGUGAGAAACAGCCCAUUGGAAGGCUCCUCUUCCGGCUUUACUGUGAGACCAGACCUAAACUGCAACGAUGCAUCCAGCUACUGGACGCAAUGGAAGACUAUGAGAUGACACCUGAUGAAAAACGAAAAAGCAGAGGGAACCAGAUCAUCAAGACUUUUCUCUCAGAACAAUCACCUCAGCGUGUAGACAUAGCAGAGGUCUUUGCAGACCAGUGCAGAGAGAACCUCGAGCUCAGUCCAUGUAAGGAGAUCUUCAGCAGCUGCCGCAAGGUCGUUCAUGACUACCUGAGUGGAGCUCCGUUUGAAGAUUACCAGAACUCCAUGCACUUUGACCGGUUCCUGCAGUGGAAGAUACUGGAGAGGCAACCAAUCACAAAGGACACAUUCAGACAGUACCGAGUGCUGGGCAAGGGGGGGUUCGGAGAGGUGUGUGCCUGCCAGGUCAGAGCGACAGGGAAGAUGUACGCCUGCAAGAAGCUGGAGAAGAAGAGGAUAAAGAAGAGGAAAGGAGAGUCGAUGGCGUUCAACGAGAAACAGAUUCUAGAGAAAGUCAACAGUAGAUUUGUUGUGAGCUUAGCAUAUGCAUACGAGACCAAAGACGCUCUGUGUCUGGUGCUGACCCUCAUGAACGGCGGAGACCUGAAGUUUCACAUCUACAACAUGGGCACGCCGGGAUUCGAGAAGGACAGGGUCCAAUUUUACGCAGCUCAGAUCUGCUGUGGACUGGUGGACCUGCACAGGGAAUGUAUUGUCUACAGGGACCUGAAACCGGAGAAUAUCCUAUUAGAUGACAAUGGACACAUCCGUAUUUCUGAUCUGGGGCUGGCCAUCAAAGUGCCUAAAGGGGACCUCAUCCGAGGCAGGGUUGGGACUGUUGGUUAUAUGGCUCCGGAGGUGAUAAACAAUGAAAAGUACGGCAUGAGUCCUGAUUGCUGGGGUCUGGGAUGUCUCGUCUACGAAAUGACCGCUGGACGAUCGCCCUUCCGCGCCCGCAAAGAGCGAGUCAAGCGGGAAGAGGUGGAGAGGAGGGUGCAGGAGGAAGAGGAAGAGUACAGCGACAAGUUUACAGAGGACACCAAGGCCAUCUGUAGAAUGCUGCUGACCAAAGACCCUAAGCAGAGGCUAGGGUGCCAGGCAGAUGGAGCAGCGGGUAUCAAGGCCCACUCGUUUUUCAAGAACAUCAACUUCAAGAGGCUGGAGGCUGGAAUUGUGGAGCCGCCCUUUGUGCCUGAUCCUCGGGCAGUGUACUGCAAGGAUGUUUUGGACAUAGAGCAGUUCUCCACGGUCAAGGGAGUAAAUUUGGACCAAACUGACAAUGACUUCUACUCCAAAUUUACUACAGGCUGCGUAUCCAUCCCAUGGCAGAAUGAGAUGAUAGAAACUGAAUGCUUCAGAGAUUUGAAUGUGUUUGGGCCUCAAGGGGCGAGACCCCCAGACCUGGACUGGAAUCAGCCUCCAGAGCCGCCCAGACGCAGCCUGUUGGACAGGAUCUUCAGGAGGCAUCACCCAGAGGUGUCUAUUUCCCACAGCCGUGUGCAGUCUUCCAGUGUGAACUCUGUGGACUCCAUGUCCAACUCUGCCCCCUAGUGGCACAGUGACUGUGUGGGAGCCACACACACACAAUGGGAAGGAGCUCCGAGGGGCUUCCCUGCUGCUGAUUGGUCCACAUCCGGGGCCUGAGCAGCAGCCGGAGACAGCCUGUCUAAUAGCCUAAAUGGUCAGCCCAUGGGGUGGGGGUGGGUGACCGGGCCCUUAGACCCUGGGCAUUUGUAUUGGGAUGGUCAAUGUUGCAGAGACGUUUGGAAAAUAUUCGGACAAACCUAACUCACCCUCAGGAUUGUUGGACUAUAGAACAGAGCCACUGAUGUUGAUGAAAACAGGUUAAGAUAGAAAACAAGCUAAUAUUCAGGGGAUCCACUGUAUAAUAAAGACCGCCACAGGGAAUAGAAGAUGGGGUCUUAGUGAAUUUUUUUUUUUUUUUUUUCAGAAACUUUUCUCUUUUGCUCAUUUUCAGUCUCUUACUUUCUGGCCUGUAUCUUGUACCAGUAUCUCUUUCCAAUCUAUUUACACCCCUCCGGGCAUCACCAUCUGUACAACUCAUACUCUUAACUUACUCUUUCCCUGUAUUUCCACCUCCCAUACCUCAGAUCACUCCGUAAACAUUCAGAACACGUGCACCUCGACAACCUCAACACAUGAUGUACAUUGCCUUGCGUACACUCAGGCCAAAGACGACAGUUUAGUUUUGUGAUACAGUUUUUCUUGUUGAUUUUGAAGAUCUUCUAGCCGUCAUUUAGAACCACAGGAGGAUCAGAAUAUGCGAUCUGUUUUAUAAACUUUCUCUAAAUAUGAGCCUGCAGACAUAUCAUACUGCUUAAAGCACACAUGCAGCACACACUCAUACACACACACACACACUCAUACACACACACACACAUACAUACAUACAGAAUAGUGAGAAUUGUGUUUUUUCAUUGCAUGGACAAGUGUAAGUAUGGACAGCUGUAUCCCUUUCGCUUCUGCAUACCUCAUUCUACUGAUGUUAGCAUUGUAUACACACAGACGUCUCCCUCGGUUUACAGUGUCACUUUAUAUUUGACAUUGUGUGGAGUUUUUAAGAAAAGUAAUGAAUAUGCUGUACAGAAACGAGAAUCUCUUCUUUUGUUUGUUUCUGUUUUUUCUUUCUCCUCAACUUUCUGCACAGUCCCCCCCCCCCCCCCGGAGUAUGGAGCAACACAUGCACUCAGCCUGACUUACAGUUUGCACAACUUAAAGAUCAUGCCAUGCUGUUUUUUUGUCUCCAAAUGAAAAUAUUACCUCUGCUCAUUAAGGCACAUUAUCGUAUUGAUGUCCUCACAUGCCAGUUAUUUUCUAAAUCCCCCCCCCUAAAAAAAAACGUAACUGUUCUUGCUCUUUCCCGAUGCCUUUCUCCAUGUAAAAGAUAUUGCUGCAUUGCCGCUGUUGUCACACGUACAGGUUUUUGUAUUCAGCCCCUUUACACUUAACAUGCUCUUCAAAAUGCCUCACGAAUCUAAAGGGUCUUCCUCUUGUUUUGUGUUCAAGCAUAUUUUCGAAGAAGGCACAGCUACAUGUAUCUUAUUAUAUUAGUUUUAUUCAAUGGGCCCAGUUCAUUCAUGUCGGAGCAGAAGAGGAGAGGAGGACACCAGAGGACCCUGCAAACACCACACAAAGAAGUGGCCUUCUCGCAGCAGCACAGCCAAUGAAAAGGGGAGAGCACUCAGUCUUGUGCUUGUUUUUAAGAAUGUGCUAUUUUCCCCAUAUGAGGUAUUGGAAGCUGCUCCAUGCAGCCAUUUUAAUCCUUCUUACAAUUUAAUGCGAUCUUGUUGUUUUUCUUUGUACUUGAUAUGAAAAAAAAAAAAUCUGAAUCAGACUGAAGUGCCUCCUUGUUAGCACGAUCUCCCGGACAAUGCCCACACAGACAUCAGCACUUUGUUUAUUCUCUGACUGUCAUACUCUGUUUGUUUCGCUGGGGAACGCGUCAACACAAAUACACACAGACUCACACAGUCUGUUGUGUGAAGGGGAGGGAAGGAUGCAGGGAGGGACCUGAUGAAUGAGGGAGUUUUCCUUCUUAUUGUGAUGUACAGCAAAGUGCUGAGUGCAUGUGAAAGCCAAACCCACUGUGUCCUUCAAGUCCCAAUAAACUAGUUUGAGUACUCCA